UUAGUUCACAUUAUUUAAAAAUAUGUCUUGACAAGAAACACCAGUGUAGAAAUAAAGAUACAGUACAGUUAAUCAACCAGAUUCCAAGCUGUGCUCAUAACAUUCAAAAAGGGACAUUUGGAGCACUGUGCAACAUUUAAAGAAAAGUUUAAAUCAGUCUGAGAUAUGUCUUAAACUAGGCCUGUCCACUGAAGUUGAUGCUAAAAAUUUCCAAAGUUUAGAGAGUACAAAAAAAGUUGUAAUUUUGAAAACAUAAAAAAAAUAGUAUAAUGAAUUACAAAAGCAUGUAAGAUGUCUUUAUUUUUAAAACCAGAAUAUAAAAUACUAAAUAGUGAGGUGGAAUGUGACUGUCUAACCCAUUAAUGUGUAAUACUUAAACAUAUGUUAAGAACAAUACACAUGUAAAAGAAUUCAUUGCCCAACUUUGCAGAAUAUUGACCCUUUAACAGAAAAGUGCUUGCAUUAAUCAAUAUUAUUUUUGUACAAAAUAUCAGAAUAACUUAUUUAUAGAAAGAAAAAGAAAUUACAGUUUCUAUGUGAAAAAUAAACAUUUAAACUUCAAACUACAGAAGUCUGUGAAGUUUUCCAAACCUUUCAAAAAAAUACAUAAGAUAUGCUAAGGGCAUAGGUUUUUACCCAUUUGAGUUGUAGAAUGGAGCUAAUAUUUAGCCCCUAUCUCUACAAUAGCAAUCCUGCAUUUAAAAAUUCUGUUCAAGACCUAAACACUUACAAGAAGCUUAUGAUGUCACAUCAGAAAUAUUAUUCUAUUAAAGCAGCUGUUCAUUAAGUAAGGUUGUGGUGAUAUCUGUCAUUGCCAUGGUUAGUAGUCUGUACUGUCAACUCAGUCUGAUUAGUGAUUAACUAGUAGUAAUUCUUUUACAUUACUAUUAGAUAUUAUUUACAAUUAAACUUGUACUAUAAGCUUUGGCUUCUAAUCUGUUACCAUCUUCAGGGGAGUCCUGGGAAGAAUAACUGUGUAUGGAUGCAGGAGCUGGGAUCAGCAGAGAUGAGAGUCCAGUUGAGUGGACAGCACAUCUCCCCUUUAGACUGCAGCAGAAAGGCAGUCAAAAUUGGGAGACUAACAUCACCAAGAUGGAAGACUUUUAAAGGACUAAAAUUAAGCUUGAAGAAUAAGAUUAGAUUGAAUAACAUCAUCUGGAGGGUGUGGCACAUGCAGUUUCUAGGAAGAAGGAAAACACUCGUGUGUCAGUUUGCUUCACCACUAGAUGGCGAUACUCACAAUAAACCUGAGGCUAUUGUAAUGGAAGGUAAAUACUGGAAAAGAAAGCUAAGCACAGUUGCUGCAGAGUACAAAAAGUGGAGAAUAUUCUGCAAGGAAAAGAUUCACUCAACUCAGUUGGAUUUUUCUGAUACAACAGCAAAGGAAGCUAUGGACCUUGAUGGCAAAUGGCCAUCACGAACCCAAGAAGGUCCUCUUUGUUUGAUGGAUGAUGACUUUCUGAUGGAUGCAUUUAGUGAUACUUUGUUUAGCAGCCUUAUCCCUAAUCAGCCUUUUGACUUUCCUAAUCCUCGAGAGAUUGCUGCCAAGGCUGGAAUUGCAGACUUAAUUCAGCCUGGUCUUCUACAGCUUCAACCCACUGUUGAUGACAUUAUGGACACAUUUGAUCCAUGGUCAGAUUACCUAAUGCCUAAAUUGCCCCCUCUACCAGAGGAAGGUCCAGAUCAGAUGUUGGUGCAUGAUACAUCCUUGAUCUCAGAAGUAACUGUGCAGGCCCAGAACUUCCCUAACAGAUCUUCAAGACCUUCUAUAACUUCAUGCAAUCCUUGCAGCACAUAUGGCUCUAGUAAUCUUGAAGAAGUGUCAUGUUCACCUCAAGACAGAAGCUUUGCUCAACCCUCACAGUCCUUGAACUCGAUAAUGUUGGACCCCUGUUUGAUUUCUAAUGAGCCCCAGCUGGUCCCUCUUACUUCUGCUCAUAGUAACGUGUUGAUGAAUUGUACACAAACUAUCCAAACAUUGUCUCAAGUCAACCAAGGAGUAAGUGAUAAAUCAUCACUAGCAGUACAUCAGCAGCAGCAACAAACCUCACAGCAUUCACCAGAAAAUCAAGUGCCUUUUCAUCCUCUAGUUUCUACCUGUAUGACCUCCUUGACGUCUUCUGUGAGGCAAUCUGCUCGUCCACCAGGUGUCAAUCUCCAGCUCCCUCCUGUUAUUUCUGUUGUACAAACCCAUCCUUGUAAACAGUCUGCCAUGACUCUCAGUAAAGCAGCAAGGAAGGCAUCAGUGCAGAAGGAAACGAAGGUGCUGAAUGGGAUGAGAACACUAAAACAAGACUGUGGAGUUUCUAAAAGGCAGUCUUUCAUGGAGACUCAUAACUGGGAUAAAACUAUGCAGCCACCUACUGGACAGUCUUUGAAACAGGCAACAGCUCAUCCAGUGAACCAGUUUGCUGUUCCCAGGCUAUCUAUCGAACGGAUGGAGAGGUUUCGAAACUUAUCUUUUCUUCAGACUGGAAGUCCUCAGCUUUCUACACAGAAUGCUACUUCACUUAAUAACAGUCACAUUCAGCCACCUCCCAACUUAGAUACUAAUAUACCUUGCAAAAAAUCUGUGGAUACUCCAACCAACAAUGCAUCAACUGUACCACUUAGCACUGUACUAGCACAACUUCUAACAUCAAAUACAAUGACAAGAAAUUCCACAACAGUAUUUACAACUGUUCCACCAACAUUGUCCCAACAAAGUCUAACCACCUCACCAGUUACUAUAAUUGGCACUUGUUCAGUAGGGGAAACUACCAGCCCACAGACUUUUGUUUUGUCUCCACUAACUUUAGCAACAGUUGCAGGUGUGGGAGACGUACAACAGAGAAUAUUGGUUGGAACUACCACUCAAGUAUUAAAUAGUCAAACACACCAGCAGAAAGUUCCCAUCCUUACUCUUCCUUCAAACACCUUGAGCAAAAACUCUCUACUCUCAGCACUAGAACCACAGAGAACAAUCACUGAAAACCAGGCUUCACCCCCGUGCAAACUUGUCAGGCCUAAAUCUGCUGAGAAAAAGAUAAAGUACAAAGAACACCGUAGAGUUUGUCACAUAAAUGCUGAACAGAAGAGGAGAGGCAACAUAAAGAAUGGUUUUGAUGCUUUACGACAUCUCUUGCCCUCUAUAAGUCAACACCCAAACUCUAAAGUCAGCAAAGCUGUAAUGCUACAGAAAGUUGGUGAAUACAUCUGUACCCUAAAAGCUGAGCGACAGCAGCAGCAAGAGGAAGUGGAGUUGUUGAAGGAACAAAUACAAGAGCUAAAUAAAACAAUCAGCUUAUGCCAGAACCAACUGCCUCCCAGUGGAGCACCAGUGCCUUGUCAGCGAACUAGUAAAAUGUCAGAGAUGUUUGAAGACUACGUGAGACAUCGAACACUCCAGAACUGGAAGUUUUGGAUUUUCAGUAUGAUUAUGGAACCUCUGCUAAAUUCUUACAGCAGCAGCCUAUCCACUGCAAGUACAAAUCUGGAAGAAAUGUGUAAAACUGUGCUUGUUUGGCUGGAACACCAUUGUACUCUCUCAGCUCUGAGGCCAGUUGUUCUCAACUCUUUGCGACACCUAAGUACAACCACAAGUAUUCUUUCAGACCCUUCUCAGCUCCCUGAAGAGGCUGUGUCUACCAUUACCAAAAAAGAACCUGCCCACCAGUAGCAUUCAAAUUAUUGCAAAAUAUGAACAUAAUCACCACAGAGGUUUGCAGAAGAAAAGGAAUUCUAUGUGAAAUAAUGGCCAGUAUGAAAUGACAAAAAACACCACAAUCACGGUUGACUCAGUGUACCUUCUGUAGUAUGGCAAAUAACAGUGUCAAAGCACACAAUUAAAAAACACCGAUAGCAUAGUUUACUAAGAAUAGUAGUUCAUAAGUGACUAGAAAUGUAAAUGUGUAUCAUAAAAAAAAUUAAAAAAGUGAUCACUGAAUGUGUUGUGAGACAAAUAAUGUGUAACUUUAAAGUUAACAAUAAAUUAGUGAUUGCUUUUACUAAAUAAAAUUUAACCGUAUACAAAAUAUGACUAUGGAAUGCAGUGUUUAUUUUUGUGUCGCAUAGCUAGUCGGUAUUCUCAAACUAAAGCAUUAUUCUAAUUUUUUGACACAAUUAAACUGUCUAAGCUAAAACAAGGCCCUAUGAUACAUGAUAAAACUGUAUUUGAAUUUAGCAAGGUUAUGUGACAAAUUUUCUAAACUAAAACAUGAUCAUGUGACAAACUGUUUGAACUAAAACAGAACCUGACACAUGAUCAAACUGUAUCUAAACUAAAGUAAGGUCAUGUGACACAUAAUUAAACUAUUUAAACUAGAACAAGAUCAUGUGACACAAAUUUAAUGAAUAAAGUUUAUAAUUUAUAAUAAUUACUAGUACUUUUUGUGUGCUAUGAAUAUAUUUAUAUGUUAUGUGGAACUGUAGUGACACAAACUGUAGCUUUGCCAUUCAAGCUAAACAGAAAAACAAUAUAUAUAUAUAUAAGAAAGAAGGAGAACAAACAUUUUUAUUUUUGCAACAUUUCAGGUUAUAAGGCUUUACAUUAUAGCUAAAAUGAAAGAAAAAACUGGGUGCUUCAGAACAGUGAAAAACCAAUUGUUUAACAUAAUUCUGGCAUAUAACAGACUUCAAAGCAGCAAGUAUGACUUCAACAUUUGAUAUCAAAGAAAAUUAGUUCUUAAUUAGUUUUGCAGAUUUGUUUUGAUUUUGCCAAUUGUUGCCAUACAGUGUGAGAUUUCUUAGACUAAGUAAUACAUUUUAUAUAUAUUUUGCUGCAAAAGAUUAAUGUUUUGAUUAUACUGUCAUAAUAUAUGCAUUUGGUUAGGACUAAAUAUGAGAAGUAUUAAUACUGGUACAUUUGAAAAUAUUAUCUGUAAUAUCAGAAAUUAUUAUAUCUGUCCACAUAUCACAAAAAAAUUAUUUUUAUAACUUUAACAAGAAUGCUUUCAGCCAUCUCAAUGAUAAUUCUAUGUUUUGAAAGGGGAAGUGGAGGAGCAGUAACUUGGUCUGUACCAUAAUUUAAUAGGGAACUGGGGGAGGAAUGACUUUGUCUGUAUUAUAUUUUGAAAGGGGACUGGAGGAGGAGUCACUUGACCUGUGUUAUAUUUUGAAAGGGAACUGGAGGAGGAGCCACUUGAUAUGUAUGAUAUUUCGAAAGGGGAACUGGAGGAGGGGUGACUUUGGUCUAUAUUAUAUUUUAAAUGGGAACUGGAUGAAGAGUAACUUAGUUUAUACUAUGGUCUGAAGGGAACUGGAGGAGGAGUGACUUGGUCUGCACUAUGGUUUGAAUGGGAACUGGGGGCGAGUAGUAACUUAGUUUGUACUAUGAUUUGAAAGAGAACUGGAGGAGCAGCAACUUAGUUUGUAUUGUAUUUUGAAAGGGAACUGGAGGAGCAGUAACUUGGUCUGUAUUAUAUUUCAAAAGUGCACUAGAGGAGGAGUGAAAUGGUCUUUACUAUGGUUUGAAAGGGAAAUGAAGAAUGAGUGAAUUGGUGUGUGUUAUGUUUCAAAAUUGAACUGGAGAAGUAGUAACUUGGUCUGUACUGUGGUUUAAAGGGGAUAGUGGAGGAGUAGUAAUUUGGUUUGUACUAUGAUUUAAAGGGGAGAGUGGAGGAGUAGUAAUUUGGUUUGUACUAUGAUUUAAAGGGGAUAGUGGAGGAGUAGUAAUUUGGUUUGUACUAUGAUUUAAAGGGGAUAGUGGAGGAGUAGUAAUUUGGUUUGUACUAUGGUUUAAAGGGGAUAGUGGAGGAGUAGUAACUUGGUGUGUACCAGGAUAUGAAUGGGAACUGGUAGAAAAGUAACUUGGUCUGUAAUAUGGUGUCAGGGUUUUAAAUAUGAGUGAGCUGGGAUUCUUCUACAGUAGGUGUCUGACUUGUUGGCAAUAAAUUUGAACAAUAAACAGACAGCACACAAUCCACUUGUUUUAAAAUAUUAUAUUCAAAACAAGUCCAAUGUAUAUACAAAAAUGUAUGUCAAAAGUCCACACACAGGCUAGUUCAGUUACUUUAGAAUGCAAUUGACAAGACGAAUUAUUGGUUUUUAUCUUCCUUUUUCACAAAAUCAGUGGUUACCACAGUUGUAUCCUGAACUUUAAAUAAUUGUUUCCUUUCAUGAAAGUCCACACAGACAGGUUCAGUUACUUUAGAACACCCUAUGACAAGACAAGUUAUUCUCCUUAUCUCUGGUAAACUCUGAAACUCACUUUAAGUAUCACCUGUUAUGGCUAAAAUAACAAUCACGCAGUCUAACUUCACUUUUACUAACUUAAUGGUUUCUGACAUAACCUAACUUCUCUGUAUCUGCACCUAUUUAUAACAUGUGACAGAAAAAAUCUAGAAAUAUCUAGCCUUCUAUUAGUAACAAUAUUCACAUAGCAAUAAAAAUUGAGAGACUUUGAGACAGAUGACAUCAACAAUAUUACACAACGUGCAACUCAUACAAAGUUAGUUAACUAUCACUUUUAAAAUAAAUAACUUUUAACACAUUUGUCGUGAAAACUAAAUAAUCAUUAAACAUUAGAUCACUAAAUAAAUUAAAUAAAAACUCACACCAAACAGUCUUGUAUAUCCAACAUAUGGUUUGAAAUAGAGCUGGAGGAUCAAUGACUUGGUUUGUAUAAUAUUUUGAAAGGGGACUGGAAAACCAGUGACUUGGUUUGUACCAUGUUUUGAAAUGGAACUGGAGGAGGAGAGACUUGGUCUCUACUAUGCUUUGUAAGAGAACUGGAGGAAGAGGAACUUGGCCUAGUUGUAAAAUUCAGUACAAUAGCAGUGAUUCUUUGCCAUUUCUAUAUUGCUCUUUUAAACACAAUUUUGAAUAUUCUUACCUCAAAUCAUCAUCUUCUGUAAGGUAUUUAUGUUGACAUUUUUAACUUCACAGUUUAACAGACUGUGAGUUUUGUUUUAUUAUCAUAGUAUUUAAAGUUUACCUUUAAAGGAUCUUUUCCCAAUGCAAGUAUACUUAUUGUGAUGAUCUGUCUGACAGUUGGAAGGUUAAUGAUUUCAGUCAACAACAAGUACAACAUAUUUCAGUUUAUUUUUCUAAUACAGGUUUCAAGGUAUUAAAUUACCAUUGUUAUGCUAACACUUGAAAUUGUAAAAAAUAAAAGGGUUCCUGUUAUAUGUAAAGAAAUAAAUGUAUCAAAAUGGUCUAUGUCAGUAGUAUUGAAGUUUUUAUACAAAUGGUAACUGAUUACUUGAUCUGUUUAUUCUGUGUGUUGACAUAAAAUUUAAAUCAUGAAAAUGUUGCCAGUUGAAUCUAACAUUUCAAUAUUUUUACAGAUUAACUUUAUCUCUGUGUGGUUAGUGUGUAUGUUUAUUGAUUGGUUAGUGAAUCGUAUCACAUGGGAUCUAGUCAGCUUUGGGGUUAUUUUAUUGCCUUCCCAUUUUUUAUACAGCCUUGAACCUUUAAUAAAAGUUUUCUUAUCAUA
Molecule: messenger RNA, 7414 nt
Organism: Limulus polyphemus (Atlantic horseshoe crab)
Lineage: Eukaryota; Metazoa; Arthropoda; Merostomata; Xiphosura; Limulidae
Gene: Mondo
Product: carbohydrate-responsive element-binding protein-like
Exons: 19
Coding region: 983-3658 (891 amino acids)
Biological process (GO): regulation of transcription by RNA polymerase II
Cellular component (GO): nucleus
Molecular function (GO): protein dimerization activity; DNA-binding transcription factor activity, RNA polymerase II-specific; RNA polymerase II cis-regulatory region sequence-specific DNA binding
Source: RefSeq, a predicted model, not a curated record